UCUGAAACUGAUGUAACACAAUCUGAUAAGCGAAGCAUCGUUUUAUUAUCAGAAGAUGGGAAAAAGAUAACUGUUGAUAUGGAUGUUAUAUCACAAUCAAAAACCAUAAAAAAUGUAUUAACAGAUUUACUGGUCGAUCAAGUUGAUGAAUCACAGCCAGCUUUUGAUUUACCUGUGCAAUUGCCAGCUAAAACUAUUGAAAAAGUUCUAGAAUGGUGCAAACAUCAAGUACACCUUACACCUGACGCAGAGAAAUCAGAGGAAGAACAAAUUUGGCGACAAAAUUUUCUUACCUUAUCGGACAAUAAUGAACUUUUCGAACUUGUUCAGGCAGCAAAUUAUUUGGAUGUUGGCGAUUUGCUUUCAUAUGGCUGUAAAACUAUCGCAAAUCAUAUCAAAGGCAAGUCUGUCGAGGAGUUACGAACUUUCUUCAACAUCGAAAAUGAUUUCACACCUGAAGAAGAGGCUCGUAUUCGAGCAGAAAAUGCCUGGUGUGAAAUGUAA
Molecule: messenger RNA, 504 nt
Organism: Cercopithifilaria johnstoni
Lineage: Eukaryota; Metazoa; Nematoda; Chromadorea; Rhabditida; Onchocercidae
Source: the annotation of a GenBank genome assembly